AUGGCUGCAAGCCAGAUCCAGUGUGAAUCUGCCGUGUGUGCUUCAGUGAAAAGUCUCCCAGACAGAUUUGUUUGCUACCUGAGCCCCUCAGCAGUGAGCAACCUGAGUAGAGAUGAUGCUUUGAGCUUGGCCCAGCGGAUCAGUAGGAGCUGCCCGUUGAACCUGACACACAGAGGAAUAACUAGAGAGAGAGCUCCCUCCUCCCUGACAACAGAGGAACUGCAGGUUGCAUCCUCUCUGGUGAGAAAGUUUGAGCAUUUCCCUCCUGCAGUCCUGCAUGCAUUGGGCCAGGCUGCAAUUGGGCUGUCCAUAUCAGACAUCGAAAACAGGAUCACUGAUAAAGACCUUGAAGCAUCUAUUCCUGCCCUGGGUGAGGUUCGUGGCUGGAACGCUGAGCAGUCCAGCACUAUCAUCAACAAACUGCUCAGCUCUGGCUAUCAGAUCAUGGAUGGACAGAGCCUGGCAAAGCUAGGGAGCUUGGUGGCUGGCCUCAACAGCAGCACACUUCGAAGUCUGUCUCCAGAAGUGAUCUUGGAAGCCAUUAAGUUGCCUGAGUUUGUUCAGCAAAUGGUGACCCUGCCCUCUGCUCUGAAAAUGACGUUUAUGGAAAAGAUUUCCUCCAGUGUAGGACACCCUACUGACCUGGUUAAAUAUAUCCCUGAUGCUCUGGCCAGUUACAUUCCAAAAUCAUUCCUUAUUUUUGGGGAAGAGAAGCCCAAUAUUCAGGAUCUCAACAGUAAAAUGUGGACCCGAGAACAGGCUGCCAUGUUCUUCAAUGAUGUGAUAAAGACAGAGCCUGACUUCAGCAGGCUUUCCCAGUCAGUCCUCCAAGGCUUCACGUGUGCAACUGCCAAUGAGAUGGAAGCAGGAAGGGUUCAGGAGCUGGCCAAAGUCAUGAAGAAGAAGAAUGUCAAGCUAGGAGAAGACCAGCUGAGUUGCUUAGUGAAGAUGGUGAUGCUGCAUGGGAUUCCCAAGGAUUUAGACAGCUAUCCUAAAGACCUGUUGCUGUUUUUAAGUCCUUCAGACUAUGCAGCGACAGGAAGCUGUAGGCAGUACUUUGCUAAUAUUGGGAAAGCAAAUCUUGAUGUUCUGCAAAGAGAAUCAUCUCAGCGGAAACAGCUGCUCAUGGAGGCUUUAGCAUGUUUGAAAAUUCCUGGCAUGCAAGUAAAUGAGGAAGAUGCAGACAUUCUAGGACGUUUGGUCUGUGACCUGGGUGGAGAAUACAUUAGAAGUUCUGGUGGGAAUUUGCUGAAGCAAUUAAGCCAGUGUGACGCUUUCCUGCCUGAUCAAGAAGAAGCUAUUAGGAGCGUCAUCAGCAGUGGUAACACUACAUUUGGGCCUCCUGUAGCAUGGUCAGCUUUUACUUUGAACGAGCUCAGUGGAUUGAUUCCUGUAUUUGAUCACAGCAUCUUGCAGAAGAUCCCCAAGAAUGCUUUAAUUCUUUGGCUGAAAAAUUUUGCACGUGAUUCACCUUUGUCAAGGGAACAGCUGGCCACCGUUGUCGAAGAACUCCGACCUACUCGGCAUAAGCGUGCUGAUGGUUGCCCACCUGGCAAGGAGAUAACAGAGGUGAUUCUUAAUGAUGACUUGAUGCCUAUUUACUACACUCCUGAGGAGUUACAUGCUUGCCUGAAGAAUGUAUCUCUGGAGAAUCACCUCUCUCAGAUACUGACCUACCCUUUCAGUGUUCCGCAAUUAGCUGUGCUGAAGAGGUAUCUGGAUGAGGCAUAUCCCGAUGGGUAUCCUGAAAGUCUGCUGCCCAAACUGGGCCAGCUCAUUUUUUUCAUCACCCCUGAGGACGUUUCCAAAUGGAAGAUAACUUCAGCUGACACACUGACUGUCUUGCUAAAAAAUGAACCACCUGAUGAUGAGGCUUCUGCAAUUAUUAAACGAUAUGUUGGCUUGGGAAAUGCCUUGAAUGCCACUGCACUGAAUGCAAUUGGUACAAGAUAUGUGUGCCUUCUAAAUGCAGCCGAGUUGAAUAUGAUAGACUCCAACAGCUUUAAACUGGCAUCUCUGAAUCCUUCAGCCUGCUCACAGCUUACCAAAGACAUUUUAUAUGCUAAAGCAAAACGUGCCUUCUCGGACCAGCACUAUUUACCUGCUUACUAUGAGCUUAUCGAACCAUAUCUAGGGGGUGCUCCUGCUGUGGAUCUCAGAUCUCUUGUCAAGGACAAUGUGAACAUGAAAGUUAGCACUUUGGCGAAGUUAAGGAGAGACUCUUUGAUGAGCCUGACACCUUCGGAGGUUCAGGGCUUGCUGGGGAUGAAUCUCAGAGAUCUGGAGAUAUGGCAGUACAAGUCUCCCAUCCGGGAGUGGGUCCAAAUGCAGAAACAAUCAGAACUGGAUAAACUGCACGUUGGGCUUACUGGAGGAACCCAAGAAGGCUACAUGAACAUUGUCACGCCUGAAUUUCAGCUGCCAUCCUCAGCCUCUCUGGGUGCCAUGGCCAUGACGCUCCACCUCCUGCCUGCUCUGCUUAUCAGUUUCCUGAUGAUGUCGGGUUUGUCUUGA
Molecule: messenger RNA, 2514 nt
Organism: Egretta garzetta (little egret)
Lineage: Eukaryota; Metazoa; Chordata; Aves; Pelecaniformes; Ardeidae
Product: mesothelin-like
Exons: 20
Coding region: 1-2514 (837 amino acids)
Biological process (GO): cell-matrix adhesion
Cellular component (GO): cell surface
Source: RefSeq, a predicted model, not a curated record